Messenger RNA from Micropterus salmoides (largemouth bass), 3415 nucleotides. RefSeq names its product required for meiotic nuclear division 5 homolog B (gene rmnd5b). The transcript is spliced from 10 exons. The record is from RefSeq and is a predicted model, not a curated record. Lineage: Eukaryota; Metazoa; Chordata; Actinopteri; Centrarchiformes; Centrarchidae. Gene Ontology annotation, cellular component: nucleus; cytoplasm; GID complex. Gene Ontology annotation, molecular function: ubiquitin protein ligase activity; protein binding. Gene Ontology annotation, biological process: proteasome-mediated ubiquitin-dependent protein catabolic process. The coding region runs from base 374 to 1549 and encodes 391 amino acids.
AAUUAUUUGGGCCUUGUCAGUCAGACACUGGCGAAUCUCAACUAGCUCAUUAGCUGCUAACGUUAGCAAUGGCGAGCUUUUAUAGCUAGCUAGCCGCUGUGAUACCGUUUGUUUAUGUUAGCUGUGCGACAGCUUAAUUUUCGAAAACUACCGCAACGAAUCAAAAUACAUGGUUAACAAUUUGUGGCACUUCAUAUUUAUCAUUGCUAAUGAGUAAUCAAAAUACGAAACCGGAAUUUCAAUAUUUAAAUAGAAAUAUAGCUUUCGUUUAUGUUGGUUAGCUUUAUUACGGCAAAUGCUCAGUGGACAUUUUCUGUUUUCAGCUCAUAAACGGUGUUGUCGUCGUGUGUGUGUGAGUGUUCCAGUCUGAACCAUGGAACAGUGUGCAUGUGUUGAGCGGGAGCUGGAGAAAGUGCUCCACCGCUUUGUAAUGUAUGGCCACCAGUCUGAGGAGAGGCUAGACGAGCUCCUGCGCAGUGUCUGUGAGAUACGAGGACAGCUAGUUGCUUUUGGAGUACAAGAUGCAGACCUUUCAGUCCUAUCUCAGACCAUGGCACAGUGUUGUAAGAAUAUUAAAGAAACAGUGCAGAUGCUAGCCUCCCGACAUAAGGACAUCCAUGGCAGUGUGUCAAAAGUGGGCAAAGCCAUUGACAGGAAUUUUGAUGCAGAGAUCAGUGCUGUGGUGGCGGAGACGGUGUGGGACACCCCAGAGAGACAGAAAUACCUGAGUGAGACCAUUGUGGAGCACCUUUACAGACAAGGGAUGCUCAGUGUAGCAGAGGAUCUUUGUCAGGAGUCUGGUGUAGUUAUAGAUAUGAGUAUGAAGCAGCCUUUCCUGGAGCUGAACAGAAUCCUUGAAGCUCUGAGGAUGCAAGAUCUCAGGCCAGCACUAGAGUGGGCUGUGACGAAUCGGCAGCGCCUUUUGGACCUGAACAGCAGUCUAGAAUUCAAGUUGCACCGCUUGUACUUCAUCAGCCUGCUCAGCGGAGGAAUCAGCAACCAAAUGGAGGCCCUGCAGUAUGCCAGGCAUUUCCAGCCCUUCGCUUCUCAACACCAGAGAGAUAUUCAGAUCCUGAUGGGCAGUCUGGUGUACCUGCGUCAUGGCAUUGAUAACUCUCCGUACCGCAGUCUGCUGGAGACAAAUCAGUGGGCUGAGAUCUGUAACAUCUUCACCAGGGAUGCCUGCGCUUUACUGGGCCUCUCUGUAGAGUCACCACUCAGUGUUAGUUUUGCAUCAGGCUGUAUGGCCUUGCCAGUGCUGAUGAACAUCAAGCAGGUGAUAGAGCAGAGACAGUGCAGUGGCGUAUGGACGCACAAAGAUGAGCUGCCUAUUGAAAUUGACCUCGGGAAGAAGUGCUGGUACCACUCUGUGUUCGCCUGCCCGAUCCUCAGGCAGCAGACCUCAGAGAGCAAUCCUCCCAUGAAGCUCAUCUGUGGCCACGUCAUCUCCAGAGAUGCCCUCAACAAACUGACUAACGCUGGGAAGUUGAAAUGUCCGUACUGCCCCAUGGAGCAGAAUCCGUCACAUGCCAAGCAGAUCUACUUUUGAUACCGCACACUGUCCUCAUGAGUAAGGAUGAAGUUCCCUGGAGCUCUUUGCAUUUCCAGGACCAUUUGCUCUGGCCCUUUUCCUCUGUCCCCGGCCUCUUGGCCUGUUAUUGUAAGCAUUAAGGUUUUAUCCCAGUGCUCCUCUGGACAGCCAUGGCCAUCCUGUAACCCACCUCGGACCCUCCAACUUUGCGUAGUAUACAGAGUCCAGCAGGGAUGGUCCAACUACAACCUGUAGUAGAGUGAGGAGUCUGUCAGUAAUGAGAACAUCCUCACAAAGAAGCACCUCUGAAAAAGGAUCAUUCAUUGAAACUUGCAAAAUGCCUGCAGAGUUUAUAGGCUUAUCUUUUCAAAGUAUGUAAUACUUGAUAGUGUUUGUUUUCUCAGCUUUAUCGAAAGUUUGAGUUCAAAGACUGCUUCUUUUUUCUUAUCCUUUUUUGUGACAGAAGCAGUUGAAUGAAUGUGGAUGGCUGAGUGUGGGUAAAUGGGUAUAGAUAGGCAGUUUCUGAUUUCAGGAUGGUAAUAAAACUUAUCUUACACAUGAGAAAAACUACAGAGUAACGGACUGCUGAAGGUUUCUUUCUGGUUAAGGGAACUGUGGAAGUCUAUCUUGAAUUGAACUCUUGAUUGUGAACCAUUACUCCUCCAUUAUGUAAUAAAGGCCUCUCGUAGCUUGAAAGUAACUGUUGGUUUGAUCAGUAGAAAGAUUAACUCAUCAAUGGUGGAUCAGCUUUUUUUUUGUGACUGACUGCACCAGCAAGAUUUUCCUCAUUGUAGAAGCCAUUUGUCUUGUUCUAUGUAUGUAUUUAACAAGCAAUGACAAAAAGGAAACAAAAAAUAUAUACUACUGUGAAAUGUGCUUUGUUUCUAUUUUUUAUUGCAGCUGCCACAACGGCUCAUGUAAAUUAAACUGAACCGCAAAAUGCAUAAUCAACACUGCAGCGUAACUUUCAGAACUAACGACUCAGCGGUUCGCAUCACGGUUGUGCCAUCGCCUCACUCUGCCACGCAUUGUGUAUCCUAAGCUUGCACGCCAUGUGAUUUGGAGAUGUAAAGUGGUGUGAUGGUAGCCGUAUGGUCUGACUUGUAGUGGCUGUAGGCUUGUGAUUCAGCUUUACUCGUUGUGGGUGGGGAAGUCCUCUGAACAUUGUGGCUGUUGUUUAAUGUAUACUUAAAGAAAUGCCUCUGCUGCAUAGGUUUUGCUUUUACUUGAGAUUGAGUCAGAAUACAAACAUUCAAAUCCAUACAUUUCCUCAGGGCUCAUUGCAAUGGUUCAUGACACUUUGCAGUUAGUAUUAAAGGUGUACAUUUAUAUAAGGAGUCAAAGAUUACACAUAUUUCACUACUGAGGCUGAUAGUUUGGGUGUUGUUGGACUUUGUAUAUACUAUUCAACUGGUGAUGUGUAAGCAUACACUUGGGGAAAUUGUAUCACAUGGUUAGAUGAUCAUUACUAAUAGUGCAAGUUCCUGGUGUCCUCUUGAAAAUGGUGAUGUCACCUCACCCUAGUGAGGCUAAGUUGUUCAGCAAGCACUGCACCAGCAUAGCUCAUACUGACAAUGCAACAUUACACUCAGAGUAUCAGAUGAACAUUUUUAUCUUGCUUUCAUUUGGAGUGGGUUUAAGCACGUUUUGUGUGGACUUUCACUGAAUUUCCUGUUUUUCUUUCUUUGGUUGACAAUCAUUCAUUGCUUCUUCCGAGUGUUCCUUCAGAUAGACUGCUAGCGCUCCGUGCUUCUGUCAUAUUAAUUUUGUUAAAUGUUUGCAUUUCCUGCUUUUGUGUGUGCAACUUUUAUUGUAAAUAUUUAUCCACUAACAUGUUUCAUAUACUUGCAUCUGAAAUUAAAUAAAAAUUUAUACUCCAAGUCA